Lactuca virosa is the source of this 744-nucleotide messenger RNA. NCBI's taxonomy places the organism in Eukaryota, Viridiplantae, Streptophyta, Magnoliopsida, Asterales, Asteraceae. The record is from the annotation of a GenBank genome assembly.
AUGUCGAGUCAGAGGGUGGAGAUGAUGGCCAGUUCUAACAAGCUGUUCACAAACUACAAGGCUCGUAAUGCUACGAUCAAGAAUAGAGGUCAUGACAUUAUGCUAGAAUGGGAAGGAGAUGCGGGGUCAAUUCGCAUAAAUGGCACCGAGUAUGCUUUGAAACAAGCUCAUUGGCACUCGCCUUCAGAGCAUUCCAUCAAUGGCAGAAGAUAUGCCAUGGAACUACAUCUUGUCCACCUCAGCGCUGAUGGCAAAAUAGCUGUCAUUGCUGUUCUUUACAAUAUUGGCAAACCUGACCAUUUUCUUUCAAAGUUGAUGGUAAAUAUAACAGCCAUGAUAGACCAAAAGGGUGAGCAUGGACACAGUGGAGUUAUAGACCCUAAAGAGAUUCAAAUGAGUAAUAGAAGAUACUACAGAUACAUCGGCUCACUUACUGUUCCUCCUUGCACUGAAGGAGUUGUUUGGACCAUAAGCAAAAAGAUAAGAACUGUUUCAAUAGAUCAAGUUAAAUUGCUUCGAGAGGCUGUGCACGACUAUGCAGAAAAUAAUGCAAGACCAAUACAGCCGGUGAAUCAACGAGACCUUAGAGUUUAUGGUCCAGCUUCGACACAAUAGAUAUAUUGGAUGUAUGGGUCGUUAUAGAUACUUAAAUAUUUUGUAGUACAUGAUACCCAUCUUGGUUCUCUAUUAAUGAUAUAUAUUGAUUCUUUUUUUUAUUAUUAAUUACUCUUUUUAUAUGACCAU